This is a messenger RNA of Stylonychia lemnae, 981 nucleotides long. Lineage: Eukaryota; Ciliophora; Spirotrichea; Sporadotrichida; Oxytrichidae. The record is from the annotation of a GenBank genome assembly.
AUGAUACGCUUGUUAAAAAUUUAAUCACUCUUCCUUCUAAUACAACUUGGACUCUCCUAAGCUCAUUUCUCAUUGAAAUCUCACUAUCACAAAGUUUCCUUUAAUAAGAAGCCAAUCUCCACCUCAAAGUAGCAUGAAACUUUGUUUACUCAUGAAGGAAUUGAUUACACUCACGCCCCAGUUGCAUUCUUACAUGGAAUUAAUAGUAAUUGCUAAGAACUUGAGGGAUAUGUGGAUACUGUAGUUGAAUAAAUGAAUCAUACCAUUUAUACUCAGUGUAUAGAAAUUGGCUAGGGUAAAUUCUCAACAAUUUUUAUGGAUUUGAAUUCCCAAGUACAACUUGCUUGUUUCGGGCUAAAGGAGGAUCCUGUAUUUUCCACAUAGCCUUUCAAUUUAAUUGGAUAUUCAUAAGGUGGAUUGAUAGCAAGAGCAACAGUUGAAACUUGUGAUGGACUGAAAGUUAGAAAUUUGAUUACUUUUGGUGGACCUCAUGGUGGAGUUUCUGAAGCUGUAAAAUGCGCAGAUACUGACAUUCCUUGCAAAAUUUGGGAUUUGAUUUCAAAACCCUUUGUUUACUUUGACUUGAUUUAAGAGUUAGUAGCUCCUGCUGAAUACUUUAGAGUUUUUAAUGAAAUAUCAGAAUACAUAAAAAAAUCUGUAUUCCUACCAAGGAUUAAUAACGAACUAAAAUAGAAAAAUUAAGCCUAUAAAGAUAGGUUGACUGCUCUUGAACAUUUCAGAAUGUUUAUGUGGACAGAUGACAUGGUAGUGUACCCUAAAUAAAGUGCCUGGUUUGGAGUCUUAAAUGAAACUGGAGGAAUUGUAAAUUUGUAGGAUCAAUAGUAGUAUUAGGAAGACUGGCUUGGAUUGAAAACUCUUGGAGAAUCAAAUAGGACCUCUUUCAUCGAAAUUCCAGGCAACCACAUGCACUAGACAGAUGACAUUAUCCAAAAAUAUGUAGUUCCUUUGCUUAUUUAAUGA